AUGCCAAACCUCGAGGGCGAGAUGCUCGUCGAUGAGUUUGAACAGUACGACAAUGACCGCACCGAUGAAAUUGUCGUGUCCCGCUCCGGUUCCGAGGAGGAGCCUGAGGCCGAACUGGUUGCCAAUGACUAUGACGCCAUGAUGGCCCGCGUCCUUCCCAAGGAUCCCGAACUUGAGGUUGAAGCCGAGGCACACCACACAUGGCAUAUAACGGACUGGCGGAGGUUGAAAAAGAAGGAACAUGGCCCUGUUUUUGAAUGUGGAGGGGCUCCAUGGCGGGUUCUGUUCUUCCCAUACGGUAACCAAGUCGACCAUGCAUCAUUCUACCUUGAACAGGCAUGGGAUAAAGACCCCCCGGAAAACUGGUAUGCCUGCGUCCAGUUUGCCUUGGUACUCUGGAACGUCAACGACCCUUCCAUCUACGUCUCCCACGUUGCCACGCAUAGGUUCAACGCCGAAGAAGCCGACUGGGGCUUCACUAGAUUCUGUGAGCUGCGAAGACUCUUCAGCAUCCAGUGGGAAGGCCGGGGAGUGCCGCUAGUCCAGAACGACGAGGCCAAAGUCACCGCCUACGUGCGGGUCGUCAAGGAUCCCACUGGUGUGCUAUGGCAUAGCUUUCAAAACUACGACUCCAAGAAAGAAACCGGUAUGGUGGGGUUGCGGAACCAAGGAGCCACCUGCUAUCUCAACUCCCUUCUACAGUCAUUAUACUUUACCAACGCAUUCAGAAAGGCCGUUUAUAAAAUCCCUACCGACGAAGAAUCGAUCAAAGCCAACAGCGCGUGGACAUUACAGCGGCUGUUCUAUAACCUGCAAACCAACGAAAAUGCCGUCUCAACCACCGAACUUACAGCGUCAUUUGGCUGGGAGUCGCGCCAGAUAUUUGAGCAACAGGACGUCCAAGAGCUGUGCAGAAAACUAAUGGAAAGGUUAGAACAGAAGAUGAAGGGAUCAUCCGUGGAAACGGCCCUUCCAGAUCUUUUCGUGGGAAAGAUGAAAACCUAUCUUUCGUGCAUCAAUGUCAACUAUGAAUCUUCUCGCGUGGAAGACUUUUGGGAUAUUCAGCUCAACGUUCGAGGCAACAAGACAUUGGAUGACAGCUUCAAGGACUACAUCCAAGUGGAGACUCUCGAAGGCGAGAACAAAUACGAUGCCGGCAAACCCUAUGGCCUCCAGGAUGCACGAAAAGGAGUCAUCUUCGAAAGCUUUCCCCCUGUACUCCACCUUCACCUAAAACGAUUCGAGUACGAUAUCAACCGUGACGCAAUGAUGAAACUAAAUGACCGACACACCUUUCCAAUGGACUUUGACGUGACUCCCUAUCUUUCGGAUGAUGCAGAUAAAUCAGAUUCUUGGGUUUAUCAGCUGCAUGGCGUGCUCGUACAUAGUGGUGAUUUCAAUGCUGGUCACUACUAUGCUUUUUUGAAACCAACCAAGGAUGGUCAUUUCUACCGGUUCGAUGACGAUAAAGUCAUUCGAGCAACGGACAAGGAAGUCCUAGAAGAGAACUUUGGUGGGGAUUACGAUUUCUCAAAUGGCACCACGAAGCAGCAGCAGCAAUAUGCCAGGGGCAUGUCAGCGAAACGUUCAAUGAAUGCAUACAUGUUGGUCUACAUUCGAAAGUCUCGCUUGGAUGAUGUACUACUCCCAAUCACAACGGAAGAUGUACCCUCACACAUUGAGACGCGCCUUGCCGAGGAGCGCGUGGAAUUGGCUCGACGGAAGAAAGAACGGGAAGAGGCUCACCUUUAUAUCAAUGUCGGUAUCCUCGAUCGGGAGACAUUCCAGGCUCAUCACGGCUUUGACUUGACGAGCGUCGAGCUCCCCCCUGGAGAUCCCGCUUUGCCAAAGACAUAUCGAACCUUGCGGACCAAAAAAAUUAGCGAGUUCGCAAAGGACUUGGGCGCCGAACGAGGUCUUGACCCGAAGACUUUGCGAUUUUGGGUCAUGGUGAAUCGACAGAACAAAACCACGCGGCCUGAUCAAGUUAUCCAGAACCCCGAGAUGACGAUCGAAGAUGCCUGGAAUCGACUCGCUACUAAAGGAAACGCUUUCAAAUUGUGGAUGGAAGUAGGCGAGCUUGGCUCCGACGGUACAGUAUCGUGGCCGGACCCCAGCACAUCCGUUCUUGUUUUCUUGAAACAUUUCGACGUCUACCAUCAAACCUUGUCUGGCGUUGACUCGGUCUACGUUCGCAAAUCCCAGAAAGUUGGAGAUAUUGCCCCCACGAUCCUUAAAAAGAUGGGCUGGCCGGCUGGGACUGAAUUUUCGCUUUUUGAGGAAAUCAAACACACGAUGGUCGACCCAAUGAAACCCAAGCAAACCUUUCAACAAUCUGAAAUCCAGGAUGGCGACAUCAUUGCUUUUCAGAAGGUCUGGAAAGAGUCGGAGCUUCCCUCCACCGCACUAUAUACCGAAACAAGACAGUACUACGACUAUCUUCUAAACCGGAUGAACGUAAAAUUCGCUCCUCUGAAGCGACAGGGAGAUGAGUUCACGCUCACCCUGAGCCGGAAGAUGACGUACGACCAAUUCUCGAAAAAGGUCGGUGAGUAUUUGAAUAUAGACCACAGCCACCUACGAUUCUCGCCAGUCCUCGCAAACAAUGGCAAGCCCAAGCAGCCUAUCAAGCGCACUGUCAACCAAACACUCUACCAACUUCUGAGUGGCCAAUAUGGAACCUAUGGCUAUAGCAUGCAUUUGCCAGAUGCGCUAUACUACGAAGUUCUCGAUACUAGCCUCAGUGAAUACGAAACCAAGAAGUCUCUAAAGAUCACAUGGCUUUUCGACGGAAUCAACAAGGAGACGAGCUAUGAGCUCCUUGUUCCUCGAAAUGGAAUCAUUGGUGAUCUUCUAGUGGCGCUUCAGAAAAAAGUCGAUUUAGAUGACGAGGAAAUCAAAAAGGUCCGCAUCUACGAGGCUAAUACCGGCAAAAUUUACAGAGAGCUUCCCGAGGGCUCCGAUAUUUCUAGGUUGAACGAAUACGUCUCCCUGUAUGCCGAGAAGAUUCCCGAUGAGGAGUUGAACAUGCAGGAGGAUGAACGCCUCAUCAAUGCGUUCAAUUUUGAUCGAGAGCCAACCAAGGCCCACGGAAUCCCCUUCAAGUUUGUUGUCAAGCCUGGUGAGAUAUUCAAAGAGACCAAAGAGCGACUAUCGAAGCGCACAGGAAUUAAAGGCAAGCAAUUCGAAAAGAUCAAGUUUGCCAUUGUUCCUCGUGGAAUGUAUCAAAAUGCGAAGUACCUUGAAGACGAUGAUAUUCUCUCAGACGUGGCCGCUGAGGCAGACGACCUUCUUGGUCUUGACCAUGUAAAUAAGAACAAAAGCUCCUGGGGCAGAGAAUCUUUCUCCAUCAAAUAG
Messenger RNA from Talaromyces rugulosus, 3357 nucleotides. RefSeq lists its product as uncharacterized. Gene Ontology annotation, molecular function: protein binding; cysteine-type deubiquitinase activity; cysteine-type endopeptidase activity. Gene Ontology annotation, cellular component: cytosol; nucleus. NCBI's taxonomy places the organism in Eukaryota, Fungi, Ascomycota, Eurotiomycetes, Eurotiales, Trichocomaceae. The coding region runs from base 1 to 3357 and encodes 1118 amino acids. Gene Ontology annotation, biological process: regulation of protein stability; protein deubiquitination. The record is from RefSeq and is a predicted model, not a curated record. The transcript has 13 exons.